AUGAAGAUCCAGGCAAAGUCGUCGCGGAGGACAAUACCUCCACAUCCAGAUGUCGUCAGGCUCGUUCAAGACUUGCAAAGCGUUCCAAAGACGGAGCUCGCGGCAUUCAUUCGCGCUAUAUCUCAAUGGAGCUGGCCUAGAUCAGAGCUUCAUGUUUGGUUUGGCGUCCUAGAUCGCUUCGAUGAAAUAAUGGCCACCCUCAUCACCGAGUACGACGCGGCGAAUCUGCAGCUCCGGCCAUUCUCCCAAGACGACAAGGAACUCUUGUUCCAAAUACUGAGAUUUGAACGCAUGUUGCUUGACAACUCGACAAACCGCAAGCUCUUUAAUUCGUACGACAAUGCUUCUCAGCGACUCAGUGUACUCGUCAUGUCUCCCGACGUGGACAUUGCAAUCGAGGCUCUGAGCCUCAUUUUACGGCCAGCCCAUCAAUACACUCUUCAACUGAGCCUACAUACCGUCCUACGAGUCAAUCACACACACUUGGAGACCUUGGCCCAAUCUUGGCCUGUUACGAGAGAACAUGGCGUCAAUUACGUCAAGCUUGUGUCCUCUCAGAGCGAACCCGCACUCCCUGCGGAAGCGUCCGACCUCCAAUUUCAGUGGUACCCGCCCAAAGUACCAGGUAGUGAAGUUGGACCGUACACUGUGCAUCUCAAGUCUCUCGCGUCUGAUCCUCGAGACGUGGUCACCAUCACUCAGGACGCCAUCAAUGGACGUCCCAUCGGCGUCAACGAACGCUUCGAACUCUUGUGCAAAAUACGCAUGGCAAAGUCUCUCGGAACAGGAAACUGGGCAAUGCGUUCAAAACUGAUAAUGUUGCGCAUGCUGGCCAUUGCUGUCUACUGCCAUACGCAUACAGACACGACGGGCCAGAAUGCAAAACUAUUGCUAGAGCCCGACAUUGUCUCAUCUGUCGCACCUCUCCUCGCAACAGACAAAGGGAUCGACGAACUACUCCAAGCCGCCGCUGUGCAUGCGCUCGAUGCGCUGUGUCAUCAUCGUUUUAGAUCAGGAGAGGUACUGACCGCAGUGAACGCCAGUGUAGCUCACGGUCUCCUUAUGUCUCUUUUCCGCAAAACGGUGGCUAAGUUGGAAGAGGCCGAGGCCGAGUCGGUCUAUCCGUUAUUCGAGGCGCUGCAAAUCUUCCUCGAUUUUCUCACCACACACGAGGUCUCAUACAACAUGGUUAUCAGUGCCGGGCUGAUUGAUCAUUUGAGGAAGGUCGUCUCGAUCAAACGCUCGUCCUAUGCGGUCAUAGUCGCCAAAACCAUUCCACUUCUCGAAAAUGCACUAUAUGGACCUCCUCAAGGGCCAUCUAGCGCAAACCAGCGAAACAACAAUCCGUUCACCGUCUUCCUAAACGAUGGGGGGAUUCAAUUCCUUCUCGAGAGAAUUAAGGCAUACAUUGUAGAAUACUCGCACUUGCAGACCAGCGAUGGCCCUCCGCUCGGAUACGGUCGUGUCCCGACGCCAAGAAUCAACGUGUUGAAGCAUCUCUUACGCACUAUCCAACGGAUGCUACAGUCUACCGGAUCGGCAGAAGUUCUCCGCCUUCUGCCUGAAAACGACUCUGCUUUCAUCCCGUCUUUGAAGAGCAUCCUCGACAACCGCAAUCUGUUUGGCUCUACCAUUUUGGCUGCAGCCACCAUUGUUAUUGCUACAUGGGUACAUAAUGACCCCAGUGCACUCACAAUCAUUCAAGAAAGCGGACUCCCCGAGUCCUUUUACUCCAUGGUUGAACAUGGUUUGGAGCCAAUGAUCGAGGUUGUCCACGGAGUGCUCAACGCUAUGGGGGCUCUCUCACUGAACCAAGCUGGACAGACGCUCCUAGAGGCGCGCUCUAAAGUCAUCAGCACGGUAUUCGGAAUCUUUACGUCAGAUGCGCACGCGUCUUCGUUGCAAGAGAAGUCAAAUGCGUCCCUGAUCGGUGGAGACGUAGACGAACUUGUCCGUCAUCACCCUUGGUUGAAGCCAAUUAUUUUCAAGGGUGUCAUUGAAACACUAGAUGCGAUUGAACAAGUUGCCAAGACAUAUACUCCGAGAGAAGAAGUAGAGGGCUACUUCAAUCUUCUAGCGGUAAAUGAGGUCAAGAUGGACGCGGAACCUAUCAGCACAUCCGGGGAAACCUCUACGCUAAACUCCCAAUCCGGCGUGGACGUUCCAGCAUCAGCCGCUACAAGCUCUCCAAGUACAUUUGAACUGAGCGAGAUGCUCGCGUAUCAGUACCUGAGCAAUUUCUCCAAGUUCCUUGUCGGGUUCUUCAGCCACGCCCAACAUUGUCGCGACAUCCUUUCCGAAACGUCGAUCCUGACACGUCUUGACAGUAUUCUCGCGCUCCCGUCAUGGCCAAUUGACUUUGUAUUGGCACGAAAUUUGGAUGCGGUUCUUCUCGUCAAUCGCCGUCUUAUGGACGCCUCCCCUGCGGUUGUCCUCACACAUCGCGUGGGAGUUGUCAAAAAACACCUGGAGUCGACAUAUGCGCAAGAUUUUCUGCGGUCGCGUGGCGCGAGUAACACGCUUGUGAAUUACGUCAAUGUGACGGACGAGAACUUGGCACAAGCUCGAAGUUUCUUCACAAACAUCCGACGGCUUCUCCUUGAUAUGACCUUGCUCAACGACGUAUAUUCACAAUCUUCUUCACAUUCGAUUCAUCAACCAUUCAGACGCGAGCCCAUCAACAUGCUCGAGCCUCUCGUAGAGGAUCCGACCCUAUUGAUGCAGAUCGGCCGUCUUUCACAAGCAUCAGCCUGGGAGAUUCUCCACCUCAAAGCUCAAAAGACCGAGGUAGAAGCAACUGCAACUUCUGGGUCAGUAGAUCAGCCAUCUUCGUCGGCACAGCCCACAGAACAAUCGAUUGAUCCACCAGUCGAUGUCGGUGCAUCCGUCCCGGAACUGCUGGAUGAACAAAGGACAGGGCGAGAUGUUCCAGCAGCCAAGGAUAAGAAUUUGACGGUGGAACAACGCAAUCAAGCCAGCAUCAAAACUGUACUACAUGCAUUCUCGAAUAUCACCCAGACGCUUUUUUCUGGAUUCGCAAAGGCAUUGACUAUGCCAAGGCGCUUGCCAUCCACCGAAGCGAGCAAAUUCAAAAAGGACUCCAAAGAGGUUGCGAGGCUUCUAGCAGAGGCCUUGGUUGAGGGACUCCGCUCCUACAAUGCCUCGGAUGAUCCCGUCGUCGUCAUUGGGUUCUGUGCCCUGGCUAUCUCGAUCACGAGUUGCAUUGGCCCGGAAAAUCGGCAUGGCCAAAAUAUUCAAACAGGCUUGUUCUUGGAGUUUGAAAAGUGUGGUGGAAUUGAGGCAGUGAUUCAAAUUUGCACUUUCUGUGCGGAUUUAAUCGAUCGUGUCUUUGUCAUGAAGGAUGAAGACAGGCCGAGCCGUGAUAAAGAGGCGUUGAAUAUCGCACACUACUUCCUUCGCCAACCCAUGAUCUGGUUCUACCACCUGGUCUCCGGAAAGCCACUGGCGGAAUCACCCCAGACUCUGGAAAUACUUCGGUUCAAGACCUACGAAGGCUUCGACCCCUCUGAUACGCUGGUUCAACUGCGGCUGACCCUCCUACCUCUCUUUCGACGAUUUUGGGAGGCUGAAUGGCUUCGCGAAACGUCAGAAAGCGUCAGAAAGUCUGUAAUUUUUGGUCUCCUUGCAAUUCUCAAAGGAGAGUAUGAGGACUCCGGUCGACUAGCCUCUGCUAGCUUCUCCAUGCCCGGACAUCCAAUCCCAAUGCCACGACGCAUGCCAGUGGUACCCUCGCCUGCAAUGAUCCAGCAACUCACCGACAUGGGCUUCCCGGAGGCCGCAGCUCGCAAUGCCCUUAUGCGUGCGCGUGGGGACCUCAGUAUGGCCACCGAGCUGCUAUUGACAAAUGCUCAUUUCUUCGAUAACGAGGGUGAUGCCCCGGCGUCAAAUGGGAAUGAUACACCAGCGGCUGAAAAUGCCAACCCUCCUACGACCGCUGCGGAACCCAACUCGACAAAUGAGCCCGCUGUCGUAGCAUCUGAAGCAAACGCUCCGAGCACAGAGACCACCCCCGCGGCAGACCAGGCUUCGACUGACCCCACUCCAGAAGAACCCAAACGCGACUUCGUCAAGGAACUUGCAGAGGCUAGGGAACAGCUCAAAGAGACUAUUGUUCCCACUGCUCUACGCCUCGCAGACGCAAAUCCGGCUUUCAUUGACGACAUCCAGGACAUAUUUUUUGGCUCAGCUAUGAACGGGAAUGCGAAGUACUUGGCUGAAGAUAUCAAGAAAUACGCCAACGGAACUGGAGAAGUCCCAGAGGUUCCCCUCCAGGUUCGCUGCCGGAUUCUCUCUAUGGCAUAUUUCAAAGUAGGGGAAAAGAGUCUGGGUCUGUCGAAGGAAGACUCAGAGGAGUUGUUAAAGAGUCUUCUGGCCCUGCUGUUGUCAACACCGAUCCCAAGUGCCGCUCCAGAACACAAGGUACCAAAGUGGCUGGCGAGUCACUUGUGGCUUUCGAAGCGUAUCCUUUGCACGGCAGAGACCAUUGCACCGAUCUCAAUCCCCAAGGACGACGAGCCUAUCGUGAACACGGAUCUAUUUGUUGGACCGUCGUUUACCAGCCAGCGCAAAGUCCUUUUCGACUUUUGUAUGCGACUCCUCCGCGUAUCGGACCUCCAGAGAGAGGAUCUGCUCUCUCUUUUUCAUAUGUUAGCUUUUCUCACGCGUGAUCACGACCUCGCUUUGCAAUUUAUCAAGCAGAGCGGACUCUCGCAACUUCUCCAGUACUUCAAGGCUAACAAGCAGCAAGAGGACGUCAGCACUGCGUCUGUGUUCAUAUUCCGGCAUCUGAUGGAGGACAAGAAUACUGUCGAAAAGUUUAUGAGGAACGACCUGAGACGUUGGACAACCUCAGCGCGUAGCCGAUCUGGUGAAAGUGUCUCGACGCAUCUCAAGUACCAUAAUUAUUCUGCAUUCCGCGAUCCACAACUGUUCCUCAAGGUUUCCAAUGAGCUCUGUGAGCUCGCCGAGCCGCUUCACAUUGGUGGUGGGUAUCGCAUAAGAUCCAAAGCCGAGGACACCUCGGACUCCCAGCCUGCCCAAUCGCAAACGGAAGCCGAAAAACAAACCAUCUCCGAGGGUCCUUUUGGUAUCACACCCGAGGAUGCCAUAGCAGAGGUGGCUGUCGCUGUGAUCAAUCAACUUACAACCGACUUCAUUGCCCAACAUAAACAAGCUGCCGAGCAGCCGCCCGCGACAUCAUCCACCAUCCACUCCUUGUUGAGCGCGAAUGUCCUGCCACCUUCUGCAGGUACUUCUGGUGUCAACACGCCUGUUGCUCAGCCUGAGCCGCGGCCAGUAAUCCCUCCGGAAAGCUCCAGCACUAGCACGAAGGAGGUGGAAUACACACGGUUCAUCCAAGGCAUUCUUUGUGAGCUCUUGCUCUGCUUCGAGCCUUGCAAAAUCGCUUUCCUCGCCUUUCCAAAGCGACGCUUGCCGAACCUCUCGAAGGAUGGGGCCAAGCACAAGCCCCUCGCUCUCAACUUUGUUCUACAAGAGAUUAUAUCGGCCAAGGCUGACACAAGUGAUUCAUCGAGAAAGCGGUCGAAGCUUAGCCCCUACCAGUCACUUGUGGUGGCACUGUGUUCCGAUGCAAAUCCAGUAGUAGACGCCAAGGAUGUCACCACGGGUAUACAAACGGUCCGAAAGCUCGUCUUGGAUACCAUUCUCAAGACCCUCAAAGAGCCAAUCUCUUCAACGGAGACAUCCGAUCAGCGAUAUACUCGGUAUAUUGCGCUGGGUGACCUUUGUCAGAAGGUUCUCACCGUUAAUCUGCACACGGGUUCUCAAAAGAAUCACGAGGACUCCUUGACGCAGAUUGCCGAGCUGAUGCUUGAGAAGAAUUAUGUCGCCGCCUUUUCGUCUAUCCUCUCCGAAGUCGAUCUGGCACAUCCCAUGUCGUCCGUAGUGACAUCGUCCAUUCUAGCCCCGCUCGAGACGUUAACGAAGGCAUCGAUUAGAAUCGGACGAUCCGGAGAGCCAGUUGGCGAUUCAGUGCCUUUUGAUAUCACUCAAGCACCCGAAUUCUCUACCGAGAGUGAAGAGGAGAGCGAUCUUUUGGACUCUGAGGAGACUCCAGACCCUUACAGCACCUCUGCACUUGGAAUGUACGGGGGUGAAACGGAUGGGGCAUUUGCCGAUGUGGAGGAGCCCAUGGAGGAAGAAGAAGAAGACGAUGUGGAGAUGGACUAUGCAGAGGACGAAUAUGAUACCGAAGAGAGUCAAGAAGAUGCUGAUGUCGAUGAAGGUGCUGAGAUGGAAUCUCCUGAAGACGCAGAUCCCAACGACGAAGAUACAGAUCUGGAAGACGACGAGGAGAUGAGCAUGCGAGAGGAUGAAGAGCAUGGCGAGGAAGAUCUCGAAGAUCACGAUGAGGACGAUGAAGGAAGUAGCCUCUCAGAUGAAGACGAUCCCGAGUCACGUCUUGAAGAGCGCGAAAUUCAAGCCCGUGAAGCAGGCGACGAGGAGGCAGUUCUGUUGCAACCCGGUGACGAAGAAGACGAUCUAGAUGGGCUGGAUCCUACUUUGGACGAUCCCCUUGCAGACUUUGCGUAUGAACUGAACGAUAGGGAAUUAGUAGAAGCCCCGGUCUACGUACAUCCACCUCAACCGAUGGGAGAGUUAUUGGAGCCUCCUGGGGAUCGUCGAUUUCCCGAUAUCAGUGUUCUCCUCGAUGGUCCCAGCCAGAUACCACCAGGUUUCCCAGCGAUUGAUAUCACGAGUGCAUUCGACAUUCACCCUGAUGAGUUUGCUCGCCUGGGACAUCGCAGAGCCUAUCGCAGACCUCAAAUAGUCCGCACAAGCAUGCUUCAGGAAAUGUUGGGAGCUCCGACCGCCCAGAUGAUCCAUGACAUGGCUCGCGCAUCAAAUGGGGAACUUCAGCUGGCACUAUCUGGCCCAGCAGCGCAACUUCUCCUUCACGGUGCAGGCUUGGAUGGCUCCCAAUUCAGACAACGGAUGAUGUCGCGGUACAUGACCAUCCGACCUGGACACUUGCCAGGCGGUCAAGUCGGACUGCCCGGAGCGAUGCCUACAACUCAACGCUGGGCCGAGGAAGCGAGGGAAAAUGCUGGAGCUAGCUACGAGAACCGGCUCGUCGAGCUGGCAAACCAUCUAGUGGUUACAUUGCUGCCAGCUAGUCGUGAGGCGGCCAAGCUACGCGCAGAAGAGGCGAUGAGGAAGCUCAAGGAGGCUGAGGAAAAGGAAAAGGAAGAGACACGCCUUCGCCAACAGGAAGAGGAAGCAGAGCGUGCAGAAGCAGAACGUCGUCGUCAACAGGAGGAGGAAGCAGCGCAUGCAAUGACGGUUGAAACGCCUGAAACUGCACCUGGUGACGCGACACAGAAUGCUCAAGCGACUACAAUGGACGCUAUUGAACCAGAGUCAGUCUCGAUGGAAGCAUCCACCUCGAACGCCGAAGCGAGCACGAGUAACAAUCCACCUCGUGUAACUGUAAUGUACCGAGGAGAGGAGAUUGACAUCACCGACGCCGAUAUCGAUCCCGAAUUCCUCAAUGCUGUCCCCGAGGACAUUCGGGACGAGAUCCUCGGCAACUUUGUUCGGGAGCGGCAAAGAGAAUCAAGACCGACCAGGAUUCCAGAGGCAGAGAUGGAUAUGGAGUUCCUAAAUGCACUCCCCGCCGAGAUCCGAGACGAUGUGUUGCGCAACCAGGCGAUUGCACAGAUUGCCAACGCCGUGGAUAUGGACCCUGCUUCUGUACUUGCUACACUGCCAGAGGAGCUUCGUCAAACUGUUCUUUUGGAGCAAGAUGAUGCCAUCCUCGAGAGUAUGCCGUCCGCCGUCCUUGCAGAAGCAAAUGCUUUGCGGCACCAGAUAGGUCGCCGAUCAGCACCUUCUUCCUCCCUUUUCGUCCCUGGCAUACCACCACCCACCCAGCAACCUCCGCGCAAGCCCCAAUACCGGGAAGUGGCCCAACUUCUGGAGAAGCCGGGUUUACUCAACCUUGUAAAGCUCCUGUUCUUUGUGGACCAAACCCGUCGCACCUCCUUACAGCAGGUUAUUGUCAACCUCUCCCAAAACGGUCGCUCGAGGACGGAUCUCUUCAAGAUACUAUUAUCCCUCCUUCACACGGGAAAAAGCGAAUCGACGAAUGUCGACAAAGGUCUUGCGCAACCCUCGGUGCGGCCGGCUAAGCCCACUGCAAAAGGGAAGCAGAAGGAGGACCAAUUGCUGCAGGUCAAUGGGGUUCGGGCUCCGGAAGAGCAGGUGGUUGUCCAAAGAACGCUGGACACCUUGAUGUCCGUCGUGCUCGCGAACGAGAUGGCUCCCUUGUUCUUCUUGACGGAGCAGGACGCUUCAUCAGAGCUUCACAGAGCCCAUUCAAAGAAAGGAAAAGGCAAAGAGAAGCAAAUACCGGGAGCUCACUAUCCAUUUGUGCAACUCCUCGCCCUCUUGGAGCGACACAACCUCCUGCAGCAAGCGCAUUCCUUAGAUACCAUCUCUGGGCUGCUUUCUACCAUCACAAAGCCUCUUACGGCCCUUCGAGAAAAGGAUGAGAAAUCUCUCGAGGAGGUUGUUCCCAAGGUCGCGGAACCUGUCCCACCAUCAGCGCAAGCACGAGCUGUUCAAGAGAUCCCUGUCGUUGAGCCUGCACCCGUAGUUCCGGAGACUGCACAAUCCUCGUCAGGACAGCCAAAAGAAUCUUCAGAGGACGAAGUGGCACCCAAGUCCAGGGAAGAAAUCAUACGAGCGAACCCACCCAACCUGCCAGACUCGGCUCUGCGAUUGGUAGUCAAUCUUCUAACGUUCGGAGAAUGUUCGUCGCGCUGCUUCCAGAACACACAGGCUCUCAUAUUCAAUCUUUCGUCUCUUCCGAGUGCUCGAGAUGUCAUCAUUGACGAGCUCAAGACGAAAGCAGAGGAGUUUGGCAGGAUGAUUCAUAUCGAGCUGGAGGCUCUCCUUCGCUCGGUAAAUGGCCUACGUCGAGGAGAAGACUUGCCGAGCUCUAUCACCACCAAAUUCUCCUUGCCGACGUCCAAUCAAGCUCGCUUGCUCAGGAUACUCAAGAUUCUGGAGAACAUCUACAUGCCCGUGCUGCCUGGUCGCUCUAGCGCACAGGUGGAUACCUCUGGUGAGGACGAGAGAAUAAUAGCCCUCUUUGAGAGGCUGCAUUUUGCUCCACUCUGGAAGAAACUCAGUGAUUGCCUCAAGUCGGUCGAAGACCGUCCAGACGCUACUCAUGUCGCGACAUUUUUACUACCGCUGAUGGAAUCACUGAUGGUAGUCUGCAAGUCUACUGCUUCACAAGCGCACUCGACAACUGCCAAGGCCAUGAGAGCGUCAAUGUCCCCACGCUCGCCGACCUUGGAUCGUGAAUCGUCGGGGGACGUAUUCGUCGCGUUCACGGACAAGCAUCGAAAGGUCCUGAAUCUGAUGGUGCGCAACAAGCCCUCCCUGAUGUUUGGAUCAUUCUCCCUACUCGUACACAAUCCCCGCGUUCUCGACUUUGACAACAAGCGCAACUAUUUCACGCACAAGCUUCGACACCGGAGUCGCGCAGAGAGAGAGCGAGAGACCUACCCUACCAUUCCAAUUAAUGUCCGACGUGCCAAGGUCUUUGAGGAUAGCUUCCAAGCUAUUUCUCGACUGAGCGACAAAGACCUCAAGUACGGCAAACUGAACGUUCGCUUCAGUAACGAGGAGGGCGUCGACGCGGGAGGUGUCACUCGAGAAUGGUUCCGCAUCCUCGCGCGAGAAAUCUUCAAUCCUAACUACGCCUUGUUCUCGCCGUGUGGCGCGGAUCGUUUGACCUACCAGCCCAACCCCGCAUCCUGGAUCAAUCCCGAUCAUCUACGGUACUUUAAAUUUGUCGGGAGAAUAUUGGGAAAAGCAAUCUACGAUCAACGAUUGCUGGAUGGACACUUUGCGCGAUCGGUCUAUCGACAACUUCUCGGGAAACCUGUCAAUUACCGCGACUUGGAAUGGUCUGAUCCAUCCUACUAUAGUGGGUUGCGCUGGAUGCUCGACAAUUCUGUCGAGGCGAUGGAUCUUACGUUUAGUGAGCAGAGCGAACAGCUUGGAGAAAUGGUCGUCGUCGAUCUGAAGCCCAAUGGCCGGAACAUUGCCGUCACUGACGAGAACAAGGACGAAUACAUCCAACUCAUCGCCGAAUAUCGGUUAACUACGUCAAUCAAAGAUCAACUGCAAGCCUUCCUAGAAGGAUUCUACGAAAUUGUUCCCAAAGAACACAUUUCAGUGUUUGACGAAAAGGAGCUCGAACUGCUCAUAUCUGGGACUCCUGAUAUCGAAGUCGAGGAUUGGAGGUCGGCCACCGAGUAUCAUGGCUACUCUGCCUCGGAUGCGGUCAUCCUUUGGUGGUGGCGAGCCCUCAAGUCUUUCUCGCGGGCAGAUCGUGCAAAGGUCCUCAGUUUUGCCACUGGAACCGCAAAGGUUCCUCUUGGCGGCUUUGCAGAGCUUCAGGGUGUCGACGGCAUUCAACGUUUCUCCAUCCACAAGGAUUACGGUGCCAUGGAUAGGCUACCACAGGCUCAUACCUGCUUUAAUCAGAUCGAUCUGCCACAAUAUUCCUCGUACGAAAAGCUUCGCCAGCAGCUGCUUCUGGCCAUUAAUGAAGGUGGAGAGGGUUUCGGCUUUGCAUGA
Molecule: messenger RNA, 10638 nt
Organism: Serendipita indica DSM 11827
Lineage: Eukaryota; Fungi; Basidiomycota; Agaricomycetes; Sebacinales; Serendipitaceae
Source: the annotation of a GenBank genome assembly